This is a messenger RNA of Nylanderia fulva, 5011 nucleotides long. RefSeq names its product CUB domain-containing protein Sol1 (gene Sol1). Gene Ontology annotation, cellular component: plasma membrane. Lineage: Eukaryota; Metazoa; Arthropoda; Insecta; Hymenoptera; Formicidae. The record is from RefSeq and is a predicted model, not a curated record.
UCGGAGAAUCGGGUAAACACUUUCGAUUCGACGACGGGAAUAAUUCGUUGCGUCUGUUCAAAUGAAGGGACGGAGCGUGUGUAAGGAACUUUCGACAGUGCAUUCGUCUUCCGGAAUACCAGCGUGUCGCGGACACACGUUGUUUAUGCGAAAUCCUGUGGCUCGUGGCGGCGAGAACCGAGAGCGCAGGCGUCCGGAGUCCUGUGGCGGCAAGCGCGGACUCGGAUUUUCUCUAGUGUCGCGUCAACUGCCGCUGGAGAGUCGUGCGCAUCACACCCUCGGUCUUGGUUGUUGCCAAAGUCUAUACAAGCUCCUUUUGUUGCGUAGCUUCGCCACGUUUCGCGUCGCCGCUCGGCAUUAAGUCCGGAAUUAAAAAGUACUUCCGAAGCGAGACUAAUUCGCGCGAGGACGUAACUUCGCAUCCUCUCGAGAAGUUGUUUAUACUUUUCUCUAAGUGAAACGGGGUUCUUUUUUCUCUAAAAAAAAUUGUUUCGCGCACACACACAUAUACAUCAAAUAUAUAUACGAAAUAUAUCACGUACGCGUCGCGAAACUCGUAAUCGAUUUCGACGUGACGGACGAUCGACAAUGGUGAAUGUUUCUUGAUCGGAAUUCCCCGAUCGAAAACUGAGAUAAUAGAUUUCCGGCAAAAUCGUGAAUGAGAAGUGUAGAAGCGUAAUGCGCGCGUUUCGUAGGAGCGCAAAUCGUUCAAUGUGACUGGCGGGCGCGAAUUCGGUCGAAAUAGCUGUUCAUCCCGAGCGCAUCCCAUUUCCGGUCGUCCGCGCGGAAGCGUGACGUAUUCGCAAAGAGGAACAGUGCAUUCAUCGAUCAUGAAUCAGCGUGACGUGCGAGCGCACGCUGAUUCGACCGACGAGGAAUCGUCCCCACGACGUCAAGGAAUACUCGCGUCGGACGUCAAAGCAUGAGGAACGCCAAAGCAUUGACGUAAUGAUGCAGAGAGCGGUGCUACUGCUCUGUUGGCUGCCGCUCCUCAACCACUGCCACGCCGUAAAUCCAGGUUGUUCUUGCGUUGUAUAUAGCAGCUCGGACAGGCCUCAAGGUGGCACUUUUACAUCCCCCAAUUUUCCCAGACGAUACCCGCCGAACAUCGAUUGCCUUCUUUACACGUUCAUCGGUCAUCCAGAUGAGAUCAUCGCUUUAACGUUUCAUCAGUUUAACAUUCAUCGUAUUUGGCCCGACUGUUCCAGGGGAGACUACUUGAAGCUAUUUUUACACCUGGAGGGCAUGGGCGUUUCCGAGUACACUCCUUGGUCUAGUGUGCUUUGCGGAGACCUGCGUGACAUCCCGCAGGUUCUUUACAGCUCGACAUCGAGACUCAUUCUGGAGUUUCACACUGAGAGUCCAUCUAAUGCCACCGGCUUUUCCGGCAUUUUUCGUUUCAUCGAUAGACGUUUAUUCGAGACGGACGGCCUACUGGUGCCCGGCACGAUGUGCGACCACGAGUUCGUCAGUUCGCAAUCGACGCCUCAUUACGGACGAUUCUACUCACCGCGUUACCCGUCCUCUUAUCCGAAGAACAUCCGGUGCUCUUACCUCUUCCGGGCAAGGUUGAAGGAGAGAAUUCGUUUGGUUUUCGAGGAGAUCUCGCUGCAAAAGGGAGAUCUGAGUUGCCUGAAUAGGGCGGAUUUAAUCAGGGUGCACGACGGAACGGGUUCAGGGGCGCCCACAAUAGCCGUGCUCUGCAACCAAGGAGCGGAAGUGGAGGUACUCAGCACGGGACCAGACAUCUACGUCGAGUUCGUCGCUAAUUCCAACUGGCCGGGCCAAGGCUUCAAGGCGAAGUUCCAAUUUCAACCAUUGGACGACGCGCCGCAUCCUGAGCCGGACAAGGUCCCAGGAGCCGUUACGGGGAACCCCAGGUACUCGGUCAUCGGACCAGCUGUCAGCGCUACGACAUCGCUGUGCGACAUGGUUUACAACAGCGAUUCGACGAAAACGGGGAUAGUCAUGUCGCCUGGAUAUCCGAACCCGUAUCCGGCCAGGACGCACUGUACAUACGACUUCCAAGGAAGAGGAAAGGAACGGGUGCAGGUGACAUUUCAGGAUCUGAAUCUGUUUCACUCGCCGAACGGUGCGAAUGACUGCGAAGGGAUCGACUCGCUGGUGGCAUUCGUGCACAUAGACGGGAAAAAGGAAAAGAUAGACUCGUUUUGUGGAGAAACAUCGCCGCGGCCUAUCAUGAGCAACGGUCCGCGGCUCUCGUUGGAGUUUCAAGGGGUGACGUCGUCCCGCCAUUCAAAAGGCUUUAAAGCGACGUACUCCUUCAUGGAAAACUUCGGGAUAACGACAGGUCGGCAGGAGGAUACGUUUCCGUGUGCCUUUGUUUUUAACAGCAACGAGACCCGGAAUGGUACGUUCGCGUCGCCAAAUUACCCUGGGCUGUAUCCUCGCAGCACGGAGUGCCACUACUUCUUCAAUGGUCAACUUAACGAGCGGGUUCACCUUCAUUUCCACUUCUUCGACGUCGAGGGAGUAUUACCGUGCGAAGCUGUAUCAGCCAGCGAUUACGUCGAAUUCUCCAACUACAUGAUCAGAGAUAGAAAGUACAACAGGCACUGCGGUCAGAUGAAGGAAUUCGACAUUUACAGCGACAGGAAGUUCUUUCGCGUUACGUUCAAGAGUAACGAUCGUCUCGACGCUACGGGCUUUAAUGCCAGCUACGUGUUCCUGGAUGAGGAGGAGAAUUACACGAUAAAGAUACCUGCGAGCAACGGAUCGGCACAGCACGGUGCCGCAUUUCCGCUGAUGUUCCUGCUAUUGUUGCUGUUGACGAACCGUCUUCUCGCUGGCAGAGACUCGCAUCAUUAAGAGAAGCAGGUCAGCUAUCGGAUGGGUCCCUGGCUCAAUUUACAACGAACCGCAAUCUGGAGAAUGAGAAGGACCAUCCCAGGAAUCGCCUCGAACGGCUCUCGUCUCCGCAUACCGAAGAAAGUGGCGAAACCUCGUUGAUGAAUUCGUCGAGAGGGAGCGCGUGUGUUAUAUUAAAGUCUAUUACAUCCCUCUCCCCCUUCCUCCCUCCCAAGACACGGCGGUUUAAAUCCUUCCAUCAUCCUAUCUCUCGUUCGUUCGCGUCACGUCGACUUAUUAUCCUCCGCUCCCAUGAAAGAAAGACAUUGGCAAUAAAAUAUUUUUAUCGUCGUCUGAAAACGGCGCGCGCGGAAAGAGAAGAAAUGGAUGAGGAACCCGAGAGAGAUGUGUCAUUCGUUGAGAGUCCGUUGCAACCCCGUUACCGUUAAACAGUGGAAAGUGGGAUUAAUUGGCUGCAUGGCUAAAUUGCCGCUAAUAGCCUACGCGGGUAAGUUAUAGUCGACAGUUAAUUCUCCCCAGAAGGAUUCUUAUUUUCAGAGAGAAAUAGAGUGAGAGAGAGAGAGAGAAGAUCGCGAGAUGGUGGCUCUCUGGGAAAACAUUACGAAUCGUCGUUCCGCCGCGUCUUGAUUUAAAGAAAUGUAUUUUAAGAGAGAACGCGCGCGAUAUCUCCCCUUUUAAAAUUAUACCCAGUCUUAAUCGUAGCUGCAACGAGUCCGCGAAUAAAUUUUAAUCUCCAGCAUGUUUCUUUUAAUAUUGAACAAAUUUUUAAAAUCAAGCUGUUAAAGGAGAUUUGUACGAUGCAUGAGUAUGAUUUUACUCGUUCGACGAGCAAUGAUUUUUUUCCUUCUCCCGCGCAAAACGAAUCUCUCAAGUCACCGUCCGUGUCUAUCACUCGAGAAAGUCAUACCAUAGGAAAGAGACAAGCCUUCGCCGGAUAUACGGACGAACUUAUCGACUACAUCCUCUAUACGACUGUGAUGUUCCCCCUAUUCUUUUUUAUUGUAUUAGUUCACUUUAGAGACCUUAGAGACGGAAGCAAGUCUGAUACGCGCGCGAAAAAGCGGAUGAGUUAUUCGAAUAUAAUUAGGUCGAAUCGAGGUCUCUACUACGUAUUAAUCGCCGAUUGCAUCAUGGAAAAUUUUAGAAAGUUAAGUAUUUAUCGUCAGAGAGAGAGAGAGAGAGAGAGAGAGAGAGAGAGAGAAAGAGAGAGAAUUUUAAGCGAGUGAGCGAACGUUUUUUAAACAAAAAAAUCGCGAAUCAAUUUUGGAUUUCGAAUCCUACGAGAAUACGUAAAAUCAAUGCAUUUAAUGAGAUUAUAUGGGAGCGGUCGAAAGCGUAAUGUGUGUUCUUAAAAAUAUGUACGAUCGAACGGUUGCAAUAAUGAAUGAUCGACUGAAUUUACGGACCGCGGACAAUUAAUAAGGAAUAUUUUGAAAACACUUUUUGAGCUUGUGGAAAGAUCGUAUCGACAGCGCGUAAUUCGAUAUUACGAGGAAAAAAACAUAUUGGUGUUGAUCUUCUUUCUUUUUCAAUAUAUCGAUACGAACGUGGGAAAUUGAUCGCACUCUCGUCACGAAUUUACAAUCAUCACAUUUUCAUUAAAUUAUAAUGAUACACUUACGUGUAAAAUACAGAGUAAAUGUAUAUUUUUAUUUAACUUUUUUUUAUUAACUCGCUAUUAAAAUCGUCAGUCUCAGUUUAUUAUCAGUCUUUAAAAUUUAAUAUACAAUUUUUCUCGCGCACGAGUAUAUAUAUAUAUAUAUAUAUAUAUAUGAGAGACUUACCUCUCUUGUUAAACAGGGAUCUUUAAUUGAUUUUUUAAUAAAUUAGAGAGUUAUUUUUCAUUACUUUUAUCCAGCGAAAAAUUGAUGAGUGUCCUUUACGCGUCAGAACAUUUUUUAUCAUAUUGGCAAUUAAAUCUGCAUUAAACUAAAUUCCGCUGGAAAUUAACUGUUGAAUGUAAUUCUACUUCAUUUUAACAACAAAUUUCAUAAAUUGUAAUAAAAUUUUUGCUUGUUAAUUAAUUAUGAUACAAUCAUUAUUAUUAUAAUUACAAAUAAAAAUUUACAGAUCCACUAAAAAAGACGAUGAUAAAAAGCCUCUGCUUAGAUACAGCACAAAUUGAAGAUGAUAUAUAAAGUAUAAAUUUUUGAAAGACCGAUUUCUUUUUUUUAAGCAAUAA